CAGUAGACAUAUGCCUGCAAAUUAUUGCCAGUUUUUAACCAAAGGAGAGGGUGUCUUAAUGGUGAUUGUCAAUCAGUGCAUUGGAGUGAGAGAGCGUUUGCCCCCUUGACAGGUUAUGAACAGUGCCACGAGCCCCAGAUGAUUUUCAUUUUCUAGUUCCCUCUGGAUCCCUGUGCUGGUGCCAGGAAUGUGUGGAAGGUAAUGGAUGAUUCCAAGUUCCCUGACAAGACAGAAGACCUAAAAUGACCCUAGAGACUAAAGAUUAUCUAAGAGAAUGAACAGUGUCAAGGGUAGAGGGACCAAAAUUUCUCACAACAACCCUUGGAUCCCUGGCUACUCAGGACUCUUAGAAUCAACCGUCCACAGUCAGAUUCAUUCAUUCAUCUUCAGUAAGUGCUUUAUGCUAUUCAGGGUCACAGUGAAUCCAGAGCCUAUGCUAGGAACAUUUUGGAGUGAGGCAGGAAUACAGUGUAGGAUGAUGCCAGUCCAUCACAGGUCAUCAUCCACACACAUCCAUACACUCUUUCACACUUAGUGGCAAUUUAGAGUAGCCAGUCUACUAACAGCAUGUUUUAGGGGGUGAGAGGAAACCCAUGUAGACUGAACCUGGGACCCUGGAGCUGAGGUGCCAGGACUACCCUCACACCACCAUGCUGCCUUCUGGGAAGACAGCGGCUGUCAAAAGGUCCUAGGGAACAAAAAUAGUCUAGGAGAAUGAAUGGUUUCUAGGGUAGGGGGCACAGAAGUCCUACUGCCACCCCUGAACCCCUGCAUACUCAGGACUCUUGGAAUCAUCUCUAAUUUGCCCGGAUUCACAAUAACCCCUAAUGCUCCGUUUCUCUCUAAUAAUGAACCAAACUCGAGCAAAUCUCACUUUUAGUGCAAAAUGCUGGACUCUGACCAUCUGAGGGGGAGGAGCUAAAAAUCGCAAGAUGGUUGCACCAACCAAAAAGCAAGAUUAAAGUUCAUUCGGUGAUUCUUCCUAAUACUUUCUUCUCUACAACUUGUGAGGAGCUUGUGUUUGCUCUGCAAUGCCUGGAGCCGCGAUGGCGGAGGAUCCAGCACUUCUCACCCCGGUCACAGUCGCCUGUCUUCUCGCCUGCGCCGCCCAGUUCGCCGUCGCUUUUAUUCUGGCGCAAAUCUGGGGCAAAAAAUGUUCAGCAACCGAUAGGUGGGUCCUCGUCUGGCUGUUCUACGAUGCCAUCGUGCACAUCACUCUGGAGGGUCCGUUUGUUUACAUGUCACUGGUUGGAACUGUUGCAACAUCAGAUGGAAUAUUAGCCGAGUUGUGGAAAGAAUACGGGAAGGCAGAUCAGCGCUGGCUCCAUUCAGACCCAACCAUCGUAUCCUUGGAGCUGCUGACUGUCGUAUUGGAUGGGUUCCUAGCGCUGCUUUUGGUCUACGCUAUUAUUAAAGACAAGCAUUACAGGCACUUUGUUCAAAUCACCCUGUGUGUGUGUGAGCUAUAUGGAGGCUGGAUGACCUUCUGCCCAGACUGGCUGAUAGGAAGUCCCAACCUGAAUAUCAACAACUGGCUCUACCUGUGGGUCUACCUGGUCUUCUUUAAUGGUGUAUGGGUUGUGGUGCCUGGACUCUUGCUCUGCCAGUCAUGGAAGGAUCUACAGAAAUCCCAUCAAUAUAUGAAGAAGAAUAAGAAAAAGUAGAUAUCCAGACUUGAUGUGUUUGUUUAGGAAGAAACAGCGAGGGACAGAACAGUGACCAUGACUGAGAUACGUGAUUCCUCAUAUUGUUUGUUUGUUUGUGAUUUUGUUGGGUACAAAUGGUCUUUAUCAAUUCUAAGUGCACCACACAGUGUUUUCUGCCCUAAUUACUCCAUCCUAACAGUGGAUGGAUUAUUAUUAUUAGCUGAUGGUUCAGUUAAUGGAUCUUAACAGUCAUGGAUAUUUUUUUUUUUUGUAAAAUAAUGGCACAGAUUUGUUGUUCAACAUUUAUGAGCUGAAUUACUUUUUAACAAAUAGCAAUGCUUGUUUUGGUGAACAAAGGACAGAAUGUAAUACUAAGUGAAUGUGCAGGUGUAUCUGAGACACACCCAUGAAGUUACAUCUACCUCAGAAAUACACCCAACACAGAAACAUGGCAACACAAUGAAGAGAAUUAUUUUGUUAUAUUACGAUACCCAAUCUUUGUAUUGCUACAGUCAAGCAUAAUAAAGUUAAUUCACCUA
Pangasianodon hypophthalmus (striped catfish) is the source of this 2185-nucleotide messenger RNA. It is a transcript of the gene ebpl, whose product is annotated as EBP like. Gene Ontology annotation, biological process: sterol metabolic process. Gene Ontology annotation, molecular function: cholestenol delta-isomerase activity. Lineage: Eukaryota; Metazoa; Chordata; Actinopteri; Siluriformes; Pangasiidae. Gene Ontology annotation, cellular component: membrane; endoplasmic reticulum. Bases 1032 to 1664 code for a protein of 210 amino acids. The transcript has 4 exons. The record is from RefSeq and is a predicted model, not a curated record.